AUGGCAUUAUCGUCUUCGGCCUUUUGCCGUCUCCUGUCCUUGCUGACACUAGUAGCGACGACGGCUGCUGCAGUUGACCGCAACGCAACCUGCUACUUUGUCAACGGCCAGAUCGCGGACCAGGACGUGCCCUGCAACCUCUCCGCGGAUGUCAGCAUCUGCUGCAAUAAAAACGACAUCUGUCUCUCCAACGGUCUCUGCUAUCUGCAGUAUAGCAGCUCUCCCUCCUUCUCGAGGGGCAGUUGUACCGACCAAGACUGGUCUGGGGAUUGUGCGAACGCUAAGCCAUGUGCGCGAUGGAGCACGGGAAAUGGCUAUAGGGUUGUGAAUGCAAUUGGCAACCAAUACUGCUGCGGAAGUGUUGUGAACAUCACAGAGUCGACGAUUGAAUGCGAAAAUGAUCGGACAUUUCAGGUCGCCAAGGGAACCGUGCUUCCCGGUGUCGCGGCGCUCGCUGAUUACUCGACCAGCACGUCAACGUCGACGUCGACAUCUACCAGUGGUAAUAGCGGCAAUGAUACCAGCGCAGCUUCAGAAGGAGAAUCAGAUGAUAACGAUCAGUCAAAGCGACUGGCGAUCGGACUUGGACUGGGGAUUCCUCUUGGCUUGAUUGCUGGCUCGGCGUUGAUCUGGGCAGGAUGGGAGAGGAGGCAACGGGCUGCGUUCGCCAAAGAGCUCGAACAGUUCAAAGCAAAUGCCGCUGCUGGCAUGGGAAUGGCCGUGGCCCCCAAUCCAUAUGGGUAUGGCUAUGCCCCAUCAGCUCGAGCGCCGGUUGAACUGAGCCAUCCUUCUGCCCCUUCGGAACUAGAUUCUUCAAAAGGAAAUGGGGCAUCAACGACAAAUUAG
Messenger RNA from Aspergillus terreus NIH2624, 846 nucleotides. RefSeq lists its product as uncharacterized. The record is from RefSeq and is a predicted model, not a curated record. NCBI's taxonomy places the organism in Eukaryota, Fungi, Ascomycota, Eurotiomycetes, Eurotiales, Aspergillaceae. The transcript is spliced from 2 exons. Bases 1 to 846 code for a protein of 281 amino acids.